UCAGAAGGCAGCGUGUACGGUCGCACCCACAGUUCGCGCUGCUCUCCUGGUAUAAGCGCUGAGCAGCCAGUUGGCGCACAGUGAGGGUGUAGGCGCGCAGAGACGUGGACGUGAGGACGCACUGAGCAGAGGACCGAUCCUCGGACCUUAAGCGCAUUCACGUGAAAGAGGACCACUUAUGCCCGGAACUGUAGACUUUAUCAGCCACCGCCACCAAAACCCAAAGAUUAUUGGUGACUCCCGCUGAAGAAUCACAGGAGUUCUGCAGCGUAACGCGAGGACGGAUGCUGUUUCCUGACUCUUUUUGAUAUCUCAGCGCACUGAUUUCGAUAUAACUGAUUGAGUCAAUGUCGGAGAACAAGACAAGGAUAUAAUUUCUUCUUGGAAUUAAAAGUUGUCAGUUAGUUACUCAUCAGCACCAAACUUAUAUUUAUACGCCUGGGAAUCACGCAUGGAGAUGGCGCAAAGGUAUGAUGACCUGGCUCACUACGGAGGAGCUAUGGACGGAGUCGGAGUACCCACCUCCAUGUACGGAGACCCGCACGCUCCCCGGCCCCUGCCCCAAGUUCAUCACUUGAACCACGGACCCCCUCCCCACUCGACGCAGCACUAUGGUGCCCACGCGCCGCACAGCAUCAUGCCCAGCAGCAUGGGCAGUGCCGUCAACGACGCACUGAAGAGAGACAAAGACCUAAUCUACGGCCACCCUUUAUUUCCUCUACUGGCUCUCGUGUUCGAGAAGUGCGAGCUUGCUACCUGUACGCCGAGAGAGCCCGGGGUGGCGGGAGGAGACGUUUGCUCCUCCGACUCGUUCAAUGAAGACAUCGCCGUGUUUGCCAAACAGAUCCGAGCAGAGAAGCCAUUAUUUUCUUCCAACACAGAACUGGAUAACCUGAUGAUUCAAGCGAUUCAGGUCCUCCGAUUUCAUCUCCUGGAAUUAGAGAAGGUUCACGAGCUCUGCGAUAACUUCUGCCACCGGUAUAUCAGCUGCCUGAAGGGCAAAAUGCCUAUCGACCUGGUCAUAGAGGAUCGAGACGUCUGCAAGUCAGACUUCGACGACCUCUCAGAAUCAUCCACCAACCUUGCAGACCAUAAUCCAGCAUCCUGGAGAGACAUGGACGAUGCACAUUCCACACCCUCCGUGGGAACCCCAGGACCAUCCAGUGGAGGGCACGUCUCACAGAGUACAGACAACACCAGUGAUCUCGGAGAUGCCCUCGACAACAGCCUAGCAUCGCCGGGUACAGGAGAUGAAGACGACCAAGACAAGAAAAGGCAAAAGAAACGAGGCAUCUUCCCUAAAGUGGCCACAAAUAUAAUGAGAGCGUGGCUAUUCCAGCACCUUACGCAUCCGUAUCCUUCAGAGGAACAGAAAAAGCAGCUAGCACAGGACACAGGCCUCACUAUACUUCAAGUGAACAACUGGUUUAUCAACGCAAGGAGGAGAAUAGUCCAGCCUAUGAUUGACCAGUCCAACAGAGCAGUAAGUCAGGGUACAGCCUACAGUCCAGAUGGCCAGCCAAUAGGAGGCUUCGUUCUUGAUGGGCAGCAACACAUGGGUCUCCGACCUGGAGGGCCGAUGGGUGGUAUGGGUAUGAAUAUGGGCAUGGACGGGCAGUGGCACUACAUGUAAAACCACUCCACUAAGGCGAGCCUGAACAACAGGAUAGAGCUUGGCUCAGGGACCUUCUUCCAUCCGGCUUCAAAGCUGUGCAAAGGUGCCACCGCUGCCGCCAAGUCACACCCACCCAACCACUACCACCUCACCUUGCCCGAGCCAGCAUGACGCGCGCCCGCAGAGGAUCACCAUGGGGACGCCUACCCUCAGCCCAGAGGCCGCCCAGUGACACGGACACUCAGUUCGAGCUGAGAAGCUUCGCGGCUGCACGGGGAAUAAACAGACCAGGGACUUGAAAAGAACCAGAAGGACUCUCCUUCAUUUUCUAUUAAAUUAUAUAUUUAUUUGUUUACUAAGGCAGACUACUGUAGUGAAAAAAAAAAAAAAAAAAAUGUAAUUUUCUUCUUUUCACUUGGCUCGGUCAUACCGUGCCAUAUGUCCAUCCCGAGCAAAAUAAAGUGUACACAAUGAAAAUAACGCCACAAAUCCAACAAAUACCACGGAAUGUGUUUUUAAACAAUAUGAGACGCUUUUAAUUGUUGUGGUGUAGAGUGUUUUUCAUUUGAUUGUUUCUGUCCAUGUUUGCGAUUGUGCUCACUAGACGUUUAGACAUUAGACUAUACAUUUAACAUUUUUAGUUAUUAUUAUUUUAUUAUUAUUUUGUCGUUUUUAAACCUAACUUAAACAAGGCUUUUGCCAGAGCGUGUUCUGGACGUUUGGCUCGGUCGUCACUGCACUGCAUCUCUUUCGGUAUUUUUUAUUGUUCACCUAAACUGAUUGUUUUAUUACUGACAGUUGUUUCUGACAGUAUUUUAAACCGUUUCAUAGCCCCAAAAUAAAAGAAGACGCCAGCACUAACCAAAAUAAAGACUUAAAUGAAGAAAGAGAGGAAAAAACAAACAAAACGAAGCAGAUUGUUUUAAUAUCGAGAGCGUCUUUGUUUAUUUUCUUGCCAGCUCUUUUUAAAAAUCCCGACGAGGGAGGUCACUGUUGGUUUGAGGAGAAAAAAAAAAAAAAAAAAAAAAAAAAAAACAUUAGUUGGUGGAGCAGGUCACGUAGGGAGCUGUGGUUCGAUAAGAGACGGAAUUGCAGUUGUCUCGCCUUAUUCAGCGGACGGUGGCAGGAAUGAUGGAUGACCGGCCUCGAAAUUCAAGAACAUCAGAACGAAAUCAGAGGCUUUCACCAAACGUUUCUUUACAGCCUAUUAUGUAUGAUUGUGCGUGGGUGUGUGUGUAUGUGUGCCAAGCAAACGCAAGAACACACGCAAGCCUAAAGGAAUCAGCCUUACAUUGUUUCGGGUCCAACUACUUAUGAUAGCUUUCCGUUAACACCGUCUGCUCACACACACAUUCGUCAAUAGCCUACAUAAAAAAUAAAAUAAAAAAUAAUAAUAAAAGCAAGGAAAUUAAUGGAAUGGAGAGAGUCAUGCGCUUUAAUAAAAUACCUUUAUAUAUCCCGAAUAAUCUAUUUAUAUUUUUGUUUUUGUUAUAAUGAUAAUUAUAAAUAUAAAAUAUAUAAUAAUAAAUAAUAAUAAUAUGGCAUGAUUUGAAUUGUUAUUAUUAUUUUAGUUUUAAUUUGCCCGAAAAGUCUCUAUCUUCCCUCACAUUAUUCAUAUAAAACAAGCUCAUUGUUCGUACUGUUUAUAUAUUCAAUUUUAAUAAACUAACUAAAUUGUU
Molecule: messenger RNA, 3294 nt
Organism: Mugil cephalus (flathead mullet)
Lineage: Eukaryota; Metazoa; Chordata; Actinopteri; Mugiliformes; Mugilidae
Gene: meis2b
Product: Meis homeobox 2b
Exons: 13
Coding region: 452-1633 (393 amino acids)
Biological process (GO): positive regulation of cell population proliferation; brain development; positive regulation of transcription by RNA polymerase II
Molecular function (GO): RNA polymerase II cis-regulatory region sequence-specific DNA binding; DNA-binding transcription activator activity, RNA polymerase II-specific
Source: RefSeq, a predicted model, not a curated record